ACUUGACAGACAGACCUUGAGUUUGGAUUUCUUGCGCUAUGGACUCUCGCUUACAACCGAUUAACCGCCACACCUUUGAGCUCUCUGUGAACUGUAUGGUCUGUUAAACCCGGAGAACGUCGUGACUCCCAACGCAGCCCACAGACGCACCGGAGCUGAACAACCAGGGCAAAACAACCGGACUAAAAACCCGGUAGGAGAGCAGGCUACAGUCUGGACUCUCGUUCUGAGGAACGUAUUACCUUGACGAGACUAGUUUCCCUAUAAACAAAAGACGUUGAAUAGACAGAACAUAAGUGAAUCUUUUACGGUGCAGCAGGCUACGACUGUAUGUGAUUUUACUGAGGAUAAUGAGACUUUCUAGGAAGGAGUUGGUAUGGAUUAUUAACCCACUGCUGCUGUGUCUGAGCUGUUCAGGAGGAGGGAUAGCUGAUUAUACAGUUGACAACAGGUGGGCGGGCCAGGAGCUGUUGUCCAAUGGGCUGUGUCAGUACGGGACCAGGGUGGAGUGCUGCUGGGGCUGGAGAAGGGCUUCCUGGGGGCACUGCCAACCUUUGUGCCAACAGGAGUGUCAGCAUGGAGAGUGUGUCGGUCCGGAUAAAUGCACGUGCCAUCCAGGAUACACUGGUAAAACCUGCAAUCAAGAUCUGAAUGAAUGUGGGCUAAAGCCCAGACCAUGUAAACAUCGCUGUAUGAACACACAGGGCAGCUACAAGUGCUACUGUCUAAAUGGAUACAUGCUGCAACCUGAUGGAACCUGCAGGAAUGCCCGUACCUGUGUCAGGGCCAACUGUCAGUACGGCUGUGAGGUUACCAAAGGGGUGGUGAGGUGCCAGUGUCCUUCUCCAGGGUUACGGCUGGGGCCAGACAGACGCACCUGUGUGGAUGUUGAUGAGUGUGUGGCGGGUCGAGGGGUGUGUCCUCGGAACAGGAAGUGUCAGAACACCUUCGGCAGCUAUGUGUGUAAAUGUUACCAUGGUUACAAACUCACCUACAUCAACGGCAGAUACCACUGUAUAGAUAAGGAUUCUCGCUCCUUCUGCUCCCACAACCCUGACUCUCCCAUGUGCCUCUGUAGAGAUGGGAAGGGAACGGACUGCUACCCUGUUGCCAAGGUCACCAUUGUUCCUCCUCAACCUAAAACCACACCCAGAUCUACAACGAGACCUACACCUAAACAAGCAACCAGACAUACAACCAGACAGACAACCAGACAGACAACUACAGUCAGACCUACUACUUCAGCUACGAUAGUGACUACAAACGCAGCAACCACUGCCAUGGCAAUAACUACCAGCGGACCUACCACCACGACAACCAUCGUUAGGACAACCACCGUCUCAACAACCGUUCCCAUGACAACAACCUCUACUCAGCCAUUGACAACCACUAUAACCCCUACUCCAACUACCCUCUCCCCUACCAUCCCCACCCCCAGCCCUCCUCCCUCUACCUCCUCCCCUACCACCCCCAGCCCUCCUCCCUCUACCCCCUCCCCUACCCCUCCUCCCACCAUCCCCCUGGACAACCGCAUUCAGACGGUUGUUACCCAGAGACAAAGAGGAGAUGUUCACAUCCCCCGUCUUCCAGGAAGUGGAAACAGAGGGUUUGACUACGACAUUGAGCUGGGAAACACUACAGAGGACAACAGAGAUGAUCCAGGGGCCGGUGCUCUGAGCUGUUCGUUUGACCACGGUCUGUGUGGCUGGAUCAGAAACCGAGAUGGAGACCUGCACUGGGAGACAGCCAGCAGCCCUGCCGGUGGGCGGUACAUGUCUGUUCCAGAGGUAGAGGCGGGGAAAAGGAGCAUUCAAGGCGCACGAUUGGUCCUCCCCUUAGCCCCGCCCUGGAGCGAGGGUCACUUGUGCUUCUCCUUCCGUCAUUGGCUAUCAGGUCACCAUGUGGGUGUGCUUCAGCUGUUCGUCAGGAGGAAGGGUUUGAGAUAUAGCCCCGCCCUCUGGAGCCGGACGGGGGGAGAAGGGUGGAGACAUACACAGAUCACACUGUGGAGAGCAGGCCUGGAGAGUGUCCUUCUGAAAGGAGAGAGGAGGCGUGGCCACAAAGGACAGAUGGGAUUGGAUGACGUUAGCCUGAGGAGAGGGGCCUGCGGAGAAGAGAGACUCUAACACACACACAGACUCUGGCACUGUGUUGUGAUAGGUCCUUCUGAAAGGAGAGAGGAGGCGUGGCAACAAAGGAGAGAUGGGAUUGGACGAUGGAGACAUUUUGUAACGUCAAGACUCUGGCACUAUAGUCGACUUUACGUAAUACAGUACAACAUUUUGUAACGUCACGGCCAGAGGAACUCUUAGAUCAAAUGUAUUGAUAACUGAUCAAAUAUAUUGAUUUUGUCCACUUGGUAAUUAUUGAUAAUGAUUUGGCUGUAUCAGCUGACUUUAUUAGUAAAGACAAAGAGGUUGGUCAAACCGCAUCUUGGAUAUCUUUGAUGUAUUAUUCUAUUAACAAAUACAGUCUGGGUCUGAGGUACAGUAUGCUACUACCACAGAGCCCAUUCUGAGGUAUGCUACUACCACAGAGCCCAUUCUGAGGUAUACUACUACAACAGA
Oncorhynchus masou masou (cherry salmon) is the source of this 2567-nucleotide messenger RNA. Its product is annotated as nephronectin-like. Gene Ontology annotation, molecular function: calcium ion binding. The record is from RefSeq and is a predicted model, not a curated record. The transcript is spliced from 13 exons. NCBI's taxonomy places the organism in Eukaryota, Metazoa, Chordata, Actinopteri, Salmoniformes, Salmonidae. Bases 351 to 2126 code for a protein of 591 amino acids. Gene Ontology annotation, cellular component: membrane.